AUGGCAACCGACCGCGUCAACAUUUUUCCCUCGCGUACCAAUCUCGUGCUGAUGAAUCAGCGCAUUAUGGCUGCCACACGCGGUCUGAAUCUGCUCAAACGGAAACGCGAUGCUAUCGAACUCAAGCUGCGUGAAGUAGUGGCCGAAUUGGAAGCCGCACAGGCGGUGGUGGACAAAGUGAUGGCUAAUGCGAUUUUCUCGAUGGCAAAAGCGAAUUUUCUCGACGCAGACUUACGCGCAUGCGAGCUGUUGAACACAGGCAAAGCAGACAUUUACAUGCGUAUAAAAAACACAAGAAUUGCUGGUCUCUUACUGCCGCAGUUUCAGCUGUUCGUGGAGAGUCCGGGAAGCUUUCCCCUCACCGGUUUGUCACGUGGCGGCGAACAAGUGGAAGUAGUGCGCGCCCGAUACCAAGAUGCCGUGCGAACGCUCAUUGCGCUGGCAUCGCUGGAGUACACAGCGAAUGCGCUACAAGAUGGAGCGCGACAAAACAACAUGCGCAUCAAUGGAUUGGAAUUUGUUGUGAUUCCACGCUUUCAAAAUACAAUCACCUACAUUCGAGACGAAUUGGAAGAGUAUGAACGUGAGGACUUCUAUCGUUUGAAGCGCUCGCAGGGGAAGCAACGCAAAGCGAAAGAGAAAUUCACGCAGCUUAUCAAAUUGAAAAAUCUGACACCAGAACAGUUGGCUGUUCUCGAAGAGCAGCAGAAGCAUAGACGAUCGUCGAUAGUAACUCCUGGUUUAGCGGCAGACUUUGACAUAAACGAAUUUCUACCGAUGGUGCAGAGAAGUAGGGAGAACGCUGGUGCUGGAGAAGCUAUGAAGUUCUGACGUACGAAUGAAGGCGGCAAACAUGAAAUGCCGUCCAUAACGAAGGAGAGUUGGGAGGAAGGGAGCGCGCAGCAACGAGAAGGUAGUCAAGCUGACCAGAAUUAUUGGUAGGGGAGUGUGUGUAAGGAUUUGUAAAAGGCAGAUGAAAUAAGUACAUAUAUAAAUACAGCAUGCAGAAUUGUAUUAUUCGAGAAUAUUUAAAUAAAAUGCAAACUCAU
Rhagoletis pomonella (apple maggot) is the source of this 1049-nucleotide messenger RNA. Its product is annotated as V-type proton ATPase subunit D-like. Gene Ontology annotation, molecular function: proton-transporting ATPase activity, rotational mechanism. Lineage: Eukaryota; Metazoa; Arthropoda; Insecta; Diptera; Tephritidae. The coding region runs from base 1 to 831 and encodes 276 amino acids. Gene Ontology annotation, cellular component: proton-transporting V-type ATPase complex. The transcript has a single exon. The record is from RefSeq and is a predicted model, not a curated record.